CCUCCGUCCGCAUCAUCCGCCCUCGGAGAUAAUGCCGUACGGUUUAGCUGACCACCACGGGCGGCACUCAGUUACCAGUCACUAGCUGCCCCCUUGACUUGUCCCCAGCGCCGCCGCCGCCAACACCAAAAGACGUCAAGCUCGCCAAAGAAACAGCGCCCAAGAUGAAGGAAAUGUGGCAAACCAUCAAGGAGUACUUCGGGGACGGCUACGUCCCCGGGUCCGCUCCGUUCCGGUACAACGUGCACUGCUGCGAGAUGAAGCGGCCGGCGAAGAAGAGCGACAACAUCCGCCGCGGCAUGUACCUGGACGAGGAGGCGAUGCCCCUGUUCACCGCGAUGGGCGACGCCUACGCCCCGCCCUGCACGUGCCAGGACAUGCAGGCGCUGAUCCGGCACAUCGACGAGUUCGUCGAGACCUUCCCGGGCAGCCACCCGGACGACUACGCCAUCACCAGCGACAAGGGCGACACCGACAUCGACCAGGUCAGCCUGUACACGAUGCGCGACAGCAUCUGCUGGUGGGUCCAGUGGGGCGGCGCUCACCACCCCAGCCACUACUGGAAGGAGAUGUACGUCGGGUUCGCCACCCUGCCCGACGACGUCCAGGUGCCCCCGCGGGACUUCAUGGACGGCACGUUCCGGUAUCUCGGAUACACGUGGGACGAGUGCCGGGAGGGGCUGCUCGCCGAGGGCAUAUCCCCGGAGCACGUCAAGUUCGCCGAGAUGUGCCUCUGCCGGCAGGCGAUCUGCCAGUACCUAGAGAAGGUCGACCCGGGCCUGCGCCCGCUGCUGAUGUCCAAGACGCUGCUGAUGACGCAGUACCGGGUCUUCACGGCGAACACCCUAGGCUGCGGUUCCUUCCUCCUGCACACCGAAGGAAUCCCGUUCCUGGGCCUGGAAGACGACGUGCUGGAGGUGGCGGCGGUGUCCCACUGCCUGAGUUUAGACACGGCGAAGGAGGCCAUAGGGGUGCUGAAAGGCGAGAAGACCGAGACGGUAGCUGGGGAUAGAGCACAGUUAAAGAGAGAGCUGCGCUGGGUAUACUUGCGGUGUCUCGAGUAUCUAGACAAGAAACCUACCGCGCACCUGCUGCGAUUUGCGUCCGCGGGCCUGCUGUAUGUCCCUAUGAUGGAUAGAUACCACGAACGAGUGCGCGGAAACAUCCGCUUCCCGAUCACGGAGGCGAUGGCCCGCAUACUUGCCCCCUUUGUCAAGGGGCAGGCCACCCCCAACGGCGGAAGCGAGAAGGGACAUCUCUCCGAGAAGGUAGUCUCCGAGCAGACGAACGGAUCGGUGUCUCUAGUGUUCUAAGUCGCUCUGGAAUUCAUAGGUUGAAUCAGUACAUCGGCAGAUAGAGAGGAUAAGAAGGAGUCUCGGCUGUGUUCAAGGCUACUUAGAUGUCCACACAAAAGGACAAUUUACCCAAUCACUAUUACACAGUCAA
Molecule: messenger RNA, 1446 nt
Organism: Durotheca rogersii
Lineage: Eukaryota; Fungi; Ascomycota; Sordariomycetes; Xylariales; Xylariaceae
Exons: 1
Coding region: 165-1313 (382 amino acids)
Source: RefSeq, a predicted model, not a curated record